AUGCCUGACGAACCUAGUUUAGGAUAUUUCGUGUUGAACGACCAAACCAAACAAAAUGCAGACAAUGUUUGCGUGCUCGUUGCUCACUACAACUUUGAAAAUACCAAGAACGAAGCCUGGAUUCGUGGAGGUGAUGCUCAGGACGUAGAGAAUCUGGAAAAAACCUUCAAAGUGAACCGGAACUGCAAAUUCAGCAGUAUUUUGUCACCUGGAAAAGGGGAGUUGCUCCAACUUCUCUCCAAUCAAGAAAAACUGCUACGAUUAUUUGGCACUUCAGAAGAUGUUCCAUCAGUUUUUGUGCUGUACAUUCUUUCUCACGGCCACAGAGAUGGAAUAAUCUUCACAGACUACUUCAAGGACGAUGCUCCCGCGAGCGCAGAAGAGCGUGCCAGAAGUACGGACCCGAUAGAGUUGUUUGUUUCCUUCACAACAACCGAGAUAUUCGAGUCUCUGAAAAAGCUGACUAAUUUCGAGGAAUGUCUCAAAUUUAUCAACUUUGGUCCAUGCAGAGGGGAACUGAUAGACGCAGUUCAUAACAGAAACCAGAAAAAUACCACGUACGAGAACGAAAACUCUUGUCGAAUCACCUACAGCCCUCUGAUGAGGAACACGGUAGUGUUCUUCUCAACGGUUGAAACGACCAUGGCCAAUCGGGACCAGACAGGAACAACUUUUGCCCGCCAUACUUGCACGGUCUUAGACUCGCUUGAGAAGGACGAGAGUUUUAUAAAUGUCCUGACAGCUAUUCAAUACGAGAGUCAAAAAAAUUACACUGAACAAACUCCAGAAGUAAAGAUGUUUACUCAGAGCAGAAGUUUCGUCUUCUCAAAAAGUCCUUCAGCUUCCUCGAUGUCUGACGCACAUGAAAAUGAAAAGAGAGGCGAUUAUUAUUGUUGGGAAAAAUUGCGACGCCGCCUUGCGUUCCUAUUUUCCGCAGAGCCAAUUGAUAAGUCGGAAGAAAUUAAAAGCGCACUGUCCCAAAAUCUAUAUUUUGAGACCAGCGAAUUGAAGCUGAUUGAAAACCUGAGAGAGUCAAUCAACAAAGUCUCUGGGAAUGACUCCGACUUUGGCUGCAUUUUCCUAUUUAUGUUUGGCCGACUGAGCGAAAACCAGGACAUGGAGGUUUGCGUGCAGAUGAACAACAAAAAAACUGCAGUUUCCGAAGUACUGCGCGAGCUAAUCGGACCGAAAAAUUACCAAUGGAUUGGAAAACCAAAAAUAUUAUUCCUUGUGAAUCAGGAAUCGGGAUCGUUUGACGCCAAAGGAACAAACCACGAAAUGGAAAUUUCAGCAACAAACCACAGUGGAUGGUUAGUCCACGUUUUGCACAACAAAGACGAACUUCAAAAGCUGAUCGAUAUCUUCAAGGGACAGGAGCUGAAAAAGGAGAAAACGCUGCAAGAACUUCUCGCAAGUCUGUUAAUUUCUGGAUCAAAAGAAAAUAGGGAUUUGCUUAACUCGACGCUUCAGUAUCUUCUGAAGUUUCCCGAUCCUUUUGUCAAACCCUCCUUUUCAGUUACCAAGUCUAACGAAUAUCGACAAGAGCGUGUCAGCUUCGACAGCUUGGUCAAGGAAUCAGCAGGAAAAAUCCAAGUCUGGCUCUUGAGUUCAUUCGCAGGAACAGGAAAGACGACUAUCCUCAGGGAAAUCGCUUUUCAGCUCGGAAUACUAAGUCCAGAAUUCAAAAUUUUACGCUUUUCCCUCCCCAAGGUUCAGUUCAGAGGCCAAAAGAAGAAGAACGUUGUUGACGAGAUUGAAUUUCUCACGGAAGCCACCGAAAAUUCACGAGAGGAAAUUAUCAAGAGCUUAGAAAACAAGCAAUGUGUUGUGCUACUUGAUGGGUUUGAUGAAAUCCCUCCUGAAAGCCAAGAAACAACACUGAAAGUAAUCAAAGCUCUAGAAGAGAAGCUGUUAUCAGUUUGGAUCGGAACAAGACCGCACGCAGCAGAAGCAGUCCUAAAGUGUUCAUCAAGUGCUGUUUUGGUACAGAUUGAACCCUUGGAUAAAGAGCAGCAAAUCGAGUUGAUUCAGCUGAAGACGGGAAAGAGACGAGAUGUAUGUGAAGGAUUCAUCAAAGAUUUUCCAGCAGAGGACAUCUUGGAAAAUCCUUUGGACCUUUCUUUCGUUGCUCAGAGCAAUGUCGAAGGAAACUUGUACCAGAUAUACGAAAAAGUUGUGGAACACAAAUUGGAACUCUCUCUGCUCAGGAAUGGAUAUGACAAGAACAACAAAAAAACGUUUCAAGAGGAAUUGGACACUGCUUUGGAACGUCUUCAAGAGAUAGCAAGUUGCCAUAUCAAAGGAGAAGAAAUAGAUGGUGAGUUAAGGGAACGGCUUGAAGAAAUGAAUUGCCAUGGCUUUGCCACGUUUGAAAACAACGAGGUUCUAUUCAUUCGUCAGAAUUUUGCUGAAUUUCUUGCAGCCCAGUACUUUCUACAGGAAAUCAAGGAUAGUGGCGAAUGCAUUGAAGAAGCUGCAAAUGCAUUUUUUGGGCAAUCCUUUCCGAGGUGCAAAAGGUUUCUACUCCACAAGUUAGAAUGAGAGGGAAAAACUCGGAUUGCACAAUACAUCUAUUCUUCCCUUCAUGGCGUUGGGUCCCGAUUAUGUAUUGGGAUUGAUUGCUUCCGAUUCAGCAUUAUGUCGCAAAAAUUAUGUUCAUCUCCGUUAAAUGAUUUGAUAUCAUUGAAGCGUAAUUGAAGCAUAUUUUCUGGUGUAACAUCUUAUGUGAAUAAGAAAUUCCUUAUCACCUUCUUGAAAAAUUAUAUAGAUAAGAUUUUUCACUGUGAAACUCUUUAUUUAGAGUAAGAUUUUUCAUUUGCAUGUGUUUCAGUUGUGUUUUGAUAAAAUUAAUGCUACUAUAAUUAUGCUAUAUGGUUAUUAAGAAUUUAAAAUUGAAUUACACUAACAUUUUGCAUGAAUAGAAGAUACCUUCAUUACAAAAAUAAACGGCUUACGUACAAGUAUGUGUUUGUCAGAUUAAUGUUUUAGAAUUUCCUCUGUAUGCCCGAAAAUUUCAAAGUAAUUGUUCAUUGCGUAGAAAUUAAAAGUGUCAUAUAUAUAUGCAUGAUAUUUGUAAUAUUGUUUUUAGAAAUUAACGAUAUAUUAACCCAUUUUUACUGUUUUGCGGUCAGUAACAUAUAAUAAAUAA
Messenger RNA from Cloeon dipterum, 3148 nucleotides. RefSeq lists its product as uncharacterized. The record is from RefSeq and is a predicted model, not a curated record. The transcript has 9 exons. Gene Ontology annotation, molecular function: ATP binding; ATP hydrolysis activity. Bases 1 to 2541 code for a protein of 846 amino acids. NCBI's taxonomy places the organism in Eukaryota, Metazoa, Arthropoda, Insecta, Ephemeroptera, Baetidae.